Molecule: messenger RNA, 2134 nt
Organism: Botrytis cinerea B05.10
Lineage: Eukaryota; Fungi; Ascomycota; Leotiomycetes; Helotiales; Sclerotiniaceae
Gene: Bctpp1
Product: Bctpp1
Exons: 10
Coding region: 280-1710 (476 amino acids)
Biological process (GO): DNA repair
Molecular function (GO): double-stranded DNA binding; ATP-dependent polydeoxyribonucleotide 5'-hydroxyl-kinase activity; polynucleotide 3'-phosphatase activity
Source: RefSeq, a predicted model, not a curated record
GAGGGAGGAUAGUAAUACUAAAAUGCAUAGCUCUCAGGGACUUACAUAUACUUCCAAAAGAUGAACUUCAUGGGGUGUACAUAGAAGGGGUGAUUUGAGGCUGGAAUUUAGUUGUAUGUGCUUCGUUCUUGUGGAAUGGAAAGAAUCUCAAUGGUUGUGUGACACGUGACUUUCGUGAUUUUCGUGAUUGCCUCGUGCGCAGCUUGGACGGCCUGGCCAUCUAAAAUGUUUGUACCUGAUCAACAAAAAGCCAGAAGCAACAAGAAAGUCUGGUAAUACAUGCUUGACAUCAAGCUGGUUGCUGUAUCAGCAAAAUAUCUCCCGACACCGACCUCAAGAUUUAUUUGGAGAACUAUGGCAAGCCCUGGUAAUGCACAAAAGAGAAAGUUGAGUACAGACCGCCCAAUAUCACCUCCACCAUUGCGUCGCAAAGUACACUCUACAACAACAAAGACUGAUGUUGCGUCAUUUUUCACGCCCACGUCACAAAAACCACCCGAGAAAAUUUCCUGGCAAGAACGCGCACCAGAUGAAGAUUCACCAAGCACGUUGUUGGUUGGUAAAUUUGAACCAUUGAACAGCUCAGAUAAGAGGGCAUUAUCACACAACUUGAAAAGAAACAAAGUUGCUGCUUUCGAUUUUGACUCAACUCUCAUACAAACAUCCUCUGGAAAGAAACACCCUACCAAUGGCCAAGAUUGGAAGUGGUGGCACCCAUCGGUUCCUACUAUGCUCAGAAAACUAUACUUGGAUGAUGGUUUUUGUGUCGUUGUGAUCAGCAACCAAGCUGGUAUUUCACUCAAAACGGACCCCAAACCCCCCAAAGCUCGACUUGCUGAAUUCAAGUCGAAAGUAUCUGCAGUCUUCAACCAUAUCAAUAUCCCAGUGAGCAUAUAUGUAGCAACCGAGAAGGAUAUCUACCGAAAGCCACGAAUGGGCAUGUGGAAAGAAUUACUUGAGGACUAUGAUAUUCAUCUCCCAGGUGACCUCAAACUUCAAGAAUCCAUUUUUGUUGGAGAUGCUGCCGGGCGCCAUGCAAGUACUGGUAAAUCAAAGGAUUUUUCUUGUUCAGAUCGGAAUUUCGCCGAGAAUGUCGGGAUCAAGUUCUACACCCCCGAAGAAUAUUUUCUCGACGAAACACCGAGAUCGUUCACUCGCACCUUCGAACCAGGAGAUUACAGCUCUGAAAACACCACAGUGUCUCCAAAGUACAAAAAAGACAACCCGAAAGACAUAGUUAUUCUUUGUGGUAGUCCUGGCGCUGGAAAAUCUACAUUUUAUUGGAAGCAAUUGGAACCUCUUGGCUAUUCCAGAGUUAAUCAAGACAUCCUCAAAACACGUGAUAGAUGUUUUAAAGUCGCUGGCCAAUAUCUAGAUGAGGGGAGGUCUGUGGUUGUGGACAAUACUAAUGCAGAUCGAGAUGUUCGCAGUAAAUGGAUAGCACUGGCUGCCAAGCAUUCCGUGCCGAUCCGCUGUGUUCAUUUCCUAACAAGUGUACAAGUAUGCGAGCACAACGAUGCUGUGCGAGCCUUGAAUGAAACCAUGAACCCUGAAAAGAGAAAGAUACUUCCUAAAUUGGCUUUCACAAGCUUUACUUCAAGAUACCAACGACCUGAAUUGAUCGAAGGAUUCCAGGAUAUUACAGAAGUGCCAUUCAAGUUCGAGGGAAGCGAAGCCCAACGAGGGAUUUGGACUCAACAUUGGAUUUGAAUAAUCAAUCAAUGAUCCCGAUAACGACCUCGGUGGACGAACGUGGCAUAUUUCACAUGGCAGGAGAUUACCCGAGGGAUUGUCCUAAUACUGAGGUACUAUCCCAUGUGAACUAACGAAUUUUGCUUCGUUCGAUUGGCAGCCGUGAUGGACUGCAGCAACGUUGCAAUAGUGUGCCGGUAUUUAUUUGUCUGCCGCUUCAACGAGAUUUAGAUUUCUAAUUUACAACGUUGAACAUUGCUUGUUGUUGUGAUGCAAUACGGAAUCUUGAUUUUUCCUCAACAUAAUGAUGUUCAAAGCGAAAUAUUCGUGUGCCCAGCCUAUGUAUUUUGAGUUGCACUUUAUUUUCUCAAGUCGCGUUUACUCUUUGCUAGCUACCAAUGGAGCUGUUAGGUGUUGAAUUUGGUCAUAGUGAGACGGGACA